GAUAAAAUUAAUAGAAACAAGAGAAAGGAUGUGCAGUGAAACACAACCAGACUCUUUACUGUUAUUCAAAGUCACGUCACCUUUCCAACAUGGAGGCUGUGCUGUUGUUUCCCUUCAUGUGGAUCUCCUUUAAGAUCUCUGUCACUUCUUUUUUUUAAUUUCAAGCGGUUCAGAAGACGCAGAAACCAGAGAUGGAACUCGAUGAUGCAGAUAACACAAAGGCGGCACAAACAUUGUGGGACUUUCAUAGAGAACAAGUGGAGAGAGGCUGCACAGGAGGAACCAGAGGAGAGGCCGGGAGGGAUGGACACGGACCCAACAACCUGCUGAGGGACGUCCAGAUGGAGGCCCCUCAGUGUGAGCAGAGGGGGGGUGAUUGGUCUGUAGUUCGACGCCACCUCCAGGAGCUGAUCAGGGAAAACUCCGAGCUGAGGAAGAGACUGACACUCGCUCUACAGCGCUGUCUGCUGGCCGGGCGAUGCACUGCGCACCAGGAGGAACUAACACAGACGGAGCUUCGCCUGUGGGACAGACGCCUCCUGCUGACGAGGACCGUCUCUGCCCAGAAGACAAAAACCAUCUCUUUCAUCAACGGAGACAUGAGACACGUUUUAGAAGACGGGAAAGUGGUGUAUUAUUAUGCCAGUGCACAGAUUACACACACCACCCACCCGAGUGGUCUGGAGAUCCUUCACUUCCCCAACCAGCAGAUCGGUAAGAGACCGGAAGAGAAGCGACACCCUGGAGGGAGGAGAGAGAUCGUGUUUCCAGACGAGACCAUCAAGUCUCUGGAGCCCGACGGCAGCGAGAGGACGAUCUUCAGCGACGGCACCAUCGUUCUCGUUUCACCGUCCGGGGAGAAGAUGAUUGAUUUCCCCAGCGGUGAAAGAGACGUCCACACUCCUCAGUUCCAGAGGAGGGAGUAUCCUGACGGGACGGUGAGGACCAUCUACCCAGACGGACGCCAGCAAACCCAGUACACAUCAGGACGAGUGCGAGAAAAGAUCAGAGUCACUCAAUCUGAAUAACUGUUUGUUACGCGUCAGCACUUUCAUCUGAAUAAGUGAUGAAGUUAUUAAUCUAGCAAGGAUAAGUCUCCCUGAGCUAAAACUGAGUCUGUCACUGAAAUGAAUUUAAUGUCUUUAAACUCCACAAAUAUAAAUGUUGAAAGUUUCUACUAACUGUACUAAACACAACUCACAAGAUUAUGAUUCAAUCAAUUUAUGAAUUAUUUUCUUUGUGCUGUUGUAAACACUUUAAAUAAUGUUAAACCACUUUCUUUGAAACUGAUAAGGAUAAAAAAAGAAAGAAAUCACAUGCUAAAUAAAAUCCAGAAAUUAAAGUUAAUAUUUUUUUUAAAUAAAUUAGGAAAAAAGUAUUAAGGCUCAAAUCAGAAUGUUUGCUUCCACGAUA
Messenger RNA from Platichthys flesus (European flounder), 1413 nucleotides. Its product is annotated as centromere protein J. Lineage: Eukaryota; Metazoa; Chordata; Actinopteri; Pleuronectiformes; Pleuronectidae. The coding region runs from base 192 to 1028 and encodes 278 amino acids. Gene Ontology annotation, cellular component: nucleus; centrosome; centriole. The transcript has 7 exons. The record is from RefSeq and is a predicted model, not a curated record. Gene Ontology annotation, molecular function: tubulin binding. Gene Ontology annotation, biological process: centriole elongation; cilium assembly.